This is a messenger RNA of Necator americanus (New World hookworm), 1101 nucleotides long. RefSeq lists its product as uncharacterized. Lineage: Eukaryota; Metazoa; Nematoda; Chromadorea; Rhabditida; Ancylostomatidae. Gene Ontology annotation, molecular function: hydrolase activity. The record is from RefSeq and is a predicted model, not a curated record. The coding region runs from base 1 to 1101 and encodes 366 amino acids. The transcript is spliced from 10 exons.
AUGUUCGGUAAAUUCAUCUUCUUCAGAGCAUGGAAGAGUGAGAUCGAACGUGACUCUUCCGAUCAGACGACCUAUAAACAAAAUGAGGAAAAUCCUAAGUCUACUGUUGGGUCUCAUAGUAACAACUGGUAUAAAAUUGAUAAGCGAUCGUUCCAGUUCAAAACCUUGUCAGAAUAUCCGGGUACAUACCGAGCCUGUAUUUUUGGUGAUCUUGGACGUCAUCACGGAAAUUCCACAGCAAGCAUUCUUCGGGACGGAAUGAGCGGGAUGUUUGACUUCAUUGUGCAUAUUGGUAGACCCAAUGACUUAGUUUCUCUGGAUGACCGGAGAGGUGUCCCUUUGGCAGAAAACAAAUGUCAGGAAAGAAGAUCUCUGAAAGGUAGUGGCGAGGAUAACGAAAAUUUUGGAGGAAGAGCAAGAACUUUAAAGGUUACAAUUCGGAAUCUUAACAUUUCAUGUGACAUCUCCUACGACCUGCAGAGCGAUGACGGAGUAAACGGCGACAAGUUCAUGAAUCAGCUGGAACCGGUCAUCUCACGAAUCCCUUACAUGGUAGUUGCUGGAAAUCAUGAAUAUGAAGAUGGAAACUUCACCAAUUUCCGUCAACGAUUUUGGAUGCCUCCGAACGACUACGAGCAAAAUCAAUUUUACAGUUUUGAUCUUGGUCCAGUGCAUUGGGUAGCAUUGAGCACUGAAUAUUACGGAUAUUAUGAAGAACUUGGAAAGCAGCCAAUAUUGGCUCAGUACAAUUGGCUUGUGAAUGAUCUUAAAUCUGCUAACUCAAAUCGUCACCAAACACCAUGGAUUGCGACCUUUUCUCACCGACCAUAUUACUGUUCGGCAGCUCAUAACGAUGACUGCUCUGGAUCGGACAGCUCCAUGAUCAGAGUCGGUUACGAUGAUCUGCCCGGAUUGGAGAAGCCUUUUCUUGAUUACGGUGUGGACUUAGGUUUUUGGGGACAUGUUCAUUACUAUGAACGCUUCUAUCCAGUUGCAAAUGGAAAGUACUGGAACUCGAAGGAUUGCUACCACAACCCAGCCGCACCAACGUACAUUAUCACCGGCUCUGCUGUAUGUACAUACAUAUUUAUUGCCUAUUGA